Molecule: messenger RNA, 5230 nt
Organism: Labrus bergylta (ballan wrasse)
Lineage: Eukaryota; Metazoa; Chordata; Actinopteri; Labriformes; Labridae
Source: RefSeq, a predicted model, not a curated record
CAGAAUUAUUGAACUAGGAUUGCUCUCGCACAGACCAAUAACUUGGUACACAGAGGACAUGACAUGCAUGAUCAUGGCAAUUAUAGAAAGAACAUAUAGGACUAAUUCUUGUGUUUUUCCCAAGACGGUCAGCGUUCAAGCAUUCCGCCUGACCGACUGAUACGAUGGCCUUGGAGGCAGACAGCGACAGAGGUUCAUCAAGAAGCGCUCAUGAAAAAUAUCCCCGGGCAGCGUUGGAGCGCAACGGCUACGUGAAGACAUGUGUCACCCCGCUGCACCAGGACGCAGGGAGCCAGUCGUGGCUGAGAGUCGCCGUGACAUGGACUCACCGAGGAGUGUCGUCUGCUGUCUGCGUUGCAUCCAUCACCGUUAUUCUCUCUCUGCUGCUCAGAUUGGUCGACGGGGAUGCAGGCAGCAGCAGCAGCAGCAGCAGCAGCAGCGGAAAUAGCUCCGGUUCUAGUCUUCAUUUCUCGGCGGGCUGCGCUGUGGAGUUGCUUUUCACUGCAUGUUACUGCGUCUCCCCAGUUUUUACUCUCGUAUGUGCCUUCUUCUGGGUCGGGCUUUAUCUGAUCCGCUGCGGGGUGCUCGUCCGGACCGCGGUGUUUCUGUUAGCGCUGUGCCACUUGGGCGAAGCCGCGGCGCAGUCGCUCCUGCGCGGCGCCGAGGAGCAGCUGCUCUCGCUCCCCGCGACCCUGGUAGUCCUAGGCUGCGUGGGCAGCGGGGCUCUGCUGGUCGUUCGACUGCGCCAGGGAGUGUCCAUCCUCGUCUUCAUCAGCGUCAUCAGGGCCGUCUCCAUCGUCUCUCUGAGCAGGGUCCGGGCCAGCUGGAGACCCUACCUGGCCUACCUGCUGGGGCUGCUGGGGGUUUUGCUUGCGAGGUAUGCUGACCGGCUCCUGCCGGCCUCAGGGACCAGCGGGACGGGGUGCUGUGGCUCUGUGACCGGGGCGAAGGAGGAGGACAUCCCUGUCUUCAAAAGGAGACGGAGGUCCAGCUCCAUAGCGGCCUCGGAAAUGAUGGCUCAUAGUCAGAGCAACAGCAAGUCCCACCGCAGGACUUCGCUGCCGUGCAUUCCGCGGGACCAGAUGAUGUGCCAGCAAGAAUGGGACUACAAGAGAGCUCUGAGCAGAUCCCAGUCCUCUGGCACCAGUGUGAUCGUGGACAUUGCGGUGAUGGGUGAGGCCCACGGUUUGAUCUCAGACCUGCUGGCCGACCCCUCACUGCCCCCGAACACCUGCACGUCUCUGAAGGCCGUCAGCAACCUCCUCAGCACCCAGAUCAGCCUCCAACCGCUCCACCGGCCACGCCUUCCUGCAGACACGCACACCUGCUCUGACUCAGAGGAGGGGCCGGAGAAAGCAGAGAGACUGGCCAUACCAAAGCGUCUAAGGCGGAGUCUGCCGCCGGGAUUGCUUCGGAGAAUAUCUUCAACUUGGACCACGACCACCUCAGCUACAGGGCUGCCAACCAUCGAGCCCGGGCCUGUACGUAGGGACCGCUCGGCCAGCAUCAAACACACCACAGAGAGUGAAACAUGGAAAAACUCGAUGAUGAUGACAAUCUCAAAGACUCGCUCCAUGUCUGCCUCCUAUGCUGCCUCCGUCACCUCCAACCACAUCUACAGCAAACCACUGGGAAGACCAGGUUUCCCCCCCUCCAACGUGUCACCUCUGGGCUCUCCGUGCCCGUCCCCGCCAGCACAGGGGACUCCGGUUUCCAGCCCCACCGCAAAGUCGUGUUCCGUGCAGCUUCCUGAGCCCGUGGGGCCCCUGAUAGAGCGGACCCCUGGCCCUGUGGUCCCCAAGAGUCACCAUAGAGCUUUAACUCACAGCCAGAGUGCCCCGAGCUCUACCACCCCUCACUGGCGGCCUCCUUCACUUUGUGGCAGCUGCGGCAGACCGUUCAACAACCGGCUAAAUCACGGGGUAGAAUCUGUGGACAAAGGAGACAGAAUACCCCAUCCAGAUGAGCGCGCUGUAGCAUCUUCAGACUAUGACAGCACCUACGACAGCACUUACGAGACCAACCACAGUGACAGCAGCGACUUUGCACAGAAUGAGGAGGAGGGAGAGGGAGGCAAGAAGCCCCCUGAAGCGAGGGAAGGAUGCAGGGACUAUCUGUCCGAGGGCAUCGUUCUUCACCCACUCCUGCCAUCACCAGAGGACAAACCAGUCUUGGCGCUGGAGCCUCUGAUGAGGCUCGAUCUGGAGCCUCUCAUGAGUCAACUCAACAAUUGGAACUUUCCCAUUUUCAGUCUUGUAGAAAAAACACACGGCAAGACAGGCUGCAUCCUCAGUCAGGUUUCCUAUCGGCUCUUUGAAGACACGGGUCUUUUUGAAACAUUCAGAAUUCCUGUACAAGAGUUCAUGAACUACUUCCAGGCUUUGGAGAACGGGUACAGGGUCAUCCCUUAUCACAACCGGAUCCACGCCACUGAUGUGCUGCAUGCUGUCUGGUACCUCACCACUCAGCCUGUGCCCGGCCUGCCCACCCUGCCAACUGAGAAUGGGAUACACACUGACUCAGAGAAUGGCGUAUCCCCUGGUGCCACAGGCUGCCUACUGUCUAAGAUGAACUCUGUGCAGAAUGAAGGCAAUGGCUCACUGGCAGGCCUCAUCCCGGGCCUGGAGCUCAUGGCCCUGUAUGUAGCUGCUGCCAUGCACGAUUAUGACCAUCCUGGAAGAACCAACGCCUUCCUAGUAGCUACAAGUGCACCACAGGCUCUUCUGUACAAUGACCGUUCAGUUUUGGAAAAUCAUCAUGCAGCCGCAGCGUGGAACCUCUUCAUGUCUCGACCCGAGUACAACUUCCUGGUUAACCUCGAACACGUUGAGUUCAAGCGCUUCCGCUUCCUCGUCAUUGAAGCCAUCCUGGCCACGGACCUCAAAAAACACUUUGACUUCCUCGCAGAGUUUAAUGCAAAGGUGGGUGAUGAAGGAGUGUCAGGGAUUGAUUGGACCAAUGAAAACGAUCGGAUGCUGGUGUGUCAAAUGUGCAUCAAGCUGGCCGAUGUCAAUGGACCGCUGAAGUGUAAGGAGCUGCACCUGCAGUGGACCGAGGGGAUCGUCAACGAGUUCUACGAACAAGGUGACGAAGAGGCUAGUCUGGGCCUUCCCAUCAGCCCAUUCAUGGACCGGUCUGCUCCACAGCUCGCAAAACUGCAGGAGUCAUUCAUCACUCACAUAGUGGGACCUCUGUGCUCUUCCUACGACUCUGCUGCUCUCAUGCCGGGACGUUGGGUGGACCAACCUGAGGGAGAGAUGGAGCUAGAGGAGAUGAAGGAAGGACAAGAAAUAGAGGAAGAAGAGGAGGAAGUGGCAGAUGAGGACGCAUCAACAAGUUCUGAAACCUCCCAGCGGCAAGAAACAAUACAGGUGAGCAGAAGAAAAGUGUUUUGCCAGAUCACACAGCAUCUUCUGGAAAACCAUGAAAUGUGGAAGAGGGUCAUAGCUGCAGAAACCGAGGAGGCAGAGACAGAGGAGAACUGCAUCAGCAGCACGACUGAUCCAAUCACAGCCAUUCAUGAGGAAGAGGAAGAGCAAGCAAGCAAAGAGGAGGAGUCACCUGAAGGCUUUGACGACAGGGAAGAAGUGCCGACUGGAGACGAUGAAGAAAUCCCUCUGCAAUCAGAGACUUCAGGGGAUAUAGAAGGGGAACCAGAGUGAUAUUAUGAACCUUCUCUUCAACCAGUAUUCUGUACGUUGUCUAAAAAUGUUGCUUUUCUAACUAAACUCUUGAUAUGGUAGCCAGCACAUCACUUUGACACAACACUGUAGACGAUGUUUUGGGUAAUAUGUGCCUAACAAAACCUGGGUUUGAGGACAGGGAUGAUGCAUGCCCAGUUCAUCUGACAAGGAGAGAAAGUAGAGAUGAGCAGAUGAUGAAGUGACUGCGAAAGAAUAAGAAAAAAAGUGAGUGAUUGGGACUGUAUUUGUUUAUUUGUUGUUGUGUUGGUUUCAGUCUGGAUCUGGUGCCCUGCCCUCUCCCAGGCUGCCCAUGCUGCACUAUGGGCCAACCUCGCUUCAUUCACAGAUUCACUCCACCAGUGAGUAAUACACUGUCACGAGGCCCAAUGCCCCCACCUUUUUUUUCGUUACUCCCAUGCUGUCAGCGCACUGUGGAGACACCCAGCUGGUUAAGGAUGCGCAACAAGCCCCUUUUCCUUGAAGACAAUGGGAUGAAAGCCAGGGAAAAAGCUGUGUCCACUGAGGCUCAGCCAUGUGGAUUUCACAGGGAGAGGGAAAAAGGGCCAGUUGUUGUACAUUGUGUAUACAGACAUGCACCCACACAAGCUUCACACACAAACACACAGUCUACUACAGUACAGUAGAGACACAUUCCAUUUUCAGAACAGAUAGGAAGUUAAACAAAGAACCCUGUUGCUCUAAAAGCUUAAUUCUCACUGAAGGAAAAACAUACAAUACAAGGUUUUGUUCAUGUCAAACAAUGUCUAACUUUAGUUGCAUAUUUUCUCUUAGUCUUUUGUAACUAGAAUCCAGUCCAGCACACCUACACGUUUCCAGGCCACACAACUCAGGAAGGUACAAAACUGUAGAAAAAAGGGGAACAAAACAGACUUGCAGGGUCCUUGUCCCUUUACUCGACGCUUGAUCUUGUGUCUGUGCUGUUCAAGACAGUAUUGACUUAAUGACAUCCACAGAGACAUGUGGUUCUGUGUGAAGGGAAACUCACGUGAAACAAGAUUAUUGAUGACACUAUACUGUAUACCACAAUUUUGUAUGGCUUUGUCUCACUCAGUUGCUAUAACCAAGAGUAGCGUUUAUUCCAGGAAGAAAACAACUUGCAAGACACAAAACUUGGUAAUAAGGUGAUGUGUUUUGUUAAGUUAAUAUCGCUUGUAUAUGUAACCUCCCAGCUUGCUCGCUAAUUUUUUUUUAACUGUAAUGAAGUUGCUUUUUUUUUUUUCUUUUAUGCGUUUUAAAUAAUGACCUGGUAUGUAGGCCACAUGUUUCAAAAAGUAAUCCAGUAAGCCACAGUGGCUCGGGCCAGUGCUGACUCACAGCUCACGAUCCCCCAAGAGGAUUUACAUCAAUGCAACAUUUUAAAGUGCCCACUUCCACCUCCAGAUCCAAAUGAAAUCAAACAGAAUCUAAUUUGUUGCAUAAAAAUGUAGAACAAUUUAUUAGAAACUAAAAACAUUUUUGAGCCAUGGAACCUAACUUGUGUUUGAAAAACACCGAAAAACAUCAGAAAUGUAUAAUGAGAACUUAUA